ACAUGAUUUUUUUUGCAAAGAAUUCUUUAUUUGUGGCUGUUCCUUCCAAGCACUUGGAAGAUCCAAGCAAGAAUAGGCGACGAUAGCCUUUCGUCUAGAAAAAUUCGUUUAGGUCGGAGACACUGUGAACUGGCAACGAAAAAGGGCUCGCCAACCUGAACCAGUUGAGACAUACUCCUUAAAAGAAUAUUUCAUUGCAUUGUGAUAACAAUCAGCAAGAUGCUAAGUAAACCUCGCAAAGGGCAGAAGCUGUUAAAUCUCUUUACUUCACUUUCCCGCCUUUGGUUACGUUCUCAACUCGCAAGUAGAAUUUUGCACCAUCCUUUCAUCGAAGGUUGGGAAUCUCGCUCAGUACCACAUUGAGAUAGCCAUGCUGAUUACGUCUGCUUUUUCGUUGAACAUCAAUACUUUGCCCUUAAAGCUUUCGAGUUUUCAACAGCGCCUAUCUUGUAUCUCACGUUUGAUACGAAAGAGAUUUGUUUUCAAAAUCUCUCCAGUAGUGGCCAGUAGUUCUAGCACUAGUAGAAGGCAAAGUCAGGCAAUACCUUUCUUGAAGGCUCCUCCUUCCUUGGAUGGUACUAUGGUUGGGGACGUUGGCUUUGAUCCAUUAGGAUUUUCAACUAUCAUUGAUCUUCGAUAUCUUCGAGAGUCAGAGCUGAAGCACUGCAGGAUAGCCAUGCUAGCUGUUGUAGGCUUCAUUGUUCAAGAAUUUAUUCAUUUACCCGGAGAUUUGUUUUCUAAUCCUCAUCCAAUGCAAGCGAUAGGACAAGUUCCUAUCUCAGGAUGGAUACAAAUAUUUCUUCUCGUUGCUAUUUUAGAGAUGAUAGACAUAGCUGCCAUAAAGGAAACUCUUCAAGGGAAUAGAGAGCCAGGCUAUUUCGGCUUCGACCCUUUGGGACUUGCGAAGGACAAACAGGCUCAUGACAGAUAUCUUUUAUCGGAACUGAAAAACGGAAGGCUUGCCAUGAUAGCAAGCAUCGCAUUCAUGAUUCAGAGCUCUCUAUCCAGUGAAGGGAUAAUUGCACAACUAACACAUCUCAAACUACCAUUUUAAGGGUAUGUGUAAACGGGU
This is a messenger RNA of Galdieria sulphuraria, 1072 nucleotides long. Its product is annotated as light-harvesting complex protein. NCBI's taxonomy places the organism in Eukaryota, Rhodophyta, Bangiophyceae, Galdieriales, Galdieriaceae. Gene Ontology annotation, cellular component: membrane. Gene Ontology annotation, biological process: response to light stimulus; photosynthesis, light harvesting in photosystem I. Bases 371 to 1054 code for a protein of 227 amino acids. The record is from RefSeq and is a predicted model, not a curated record. The transcript is spliced from 4 exons.